AUGGAAAACAAAGAUGAACAUCAGGAAGGAGAAAGUGGACUUUUUUGUAUAGUUAACUAUUCGGAGGAAAAUAAUGAAGAUGUAGCCAGAAGUAAUUUAGAGGAAGGAGUUGAUGAAGUAGAUAUUGGUAGUCCCACUUCGAUUACAAAAAGUUCGGUAUCAGAUUCAUACUCUUCAGUGAGUUCAUCACCAUUUAUUUCUAUUUCAACAAAAUUUUCUGGAUCUAUUCGCACAGAUUGCAGCAUCUCUCAAAUUUCCCCGGGAUUAGAUUUGGAACCUUACUUUUUUGGAUCAUCAUCAGAAAGUUCGAUACCUACUUUUCCAACAAAUAUAGACUCUGGCUCCAGAAAAUCUCAGUUUUCAACGAAUAUAUUAAAAAAAGAGGAAUACCAAAAUGAAUGUAUGAAUGGCUUUUCACUAAAUACUUCAGAGAAAUCGCUUGAGGAGCUUUUGUCUGAGAAUCUGACGAUUAAUGGAAUAGUAAUGAAGAACUUGAAUGACUUAGUAUCUACGUAUUCAGGAGAUCUUCUUUCUGAGUUAAUAAAGUUAGACUUAAAGUCUAUAGUGGAAAACUUAUUUGGAAUUUACUCAAAAGAAUAUUAUGAAAAGAGUCUGCCACUAAUUUGUUCUUUUCUUUCAAUCCUUCUUGAGCUUUCGUUCAAUGAAAAUAAACUAAAUGAAUUAAAUAUACAAUUGUGGACUUUUUUUGAAUAUAUUAUGAAAGAGAUAUUACAAAUUUUCGAUAUUAAAGAAGUUUAUGACCUUCCACUGAUUCCAGUGGUUUAUUGGAUGAUAGAGAAUUGGAAUAGGUAUGACAUAUUUCUAACUUUUAAGCAUGACCAAAAAGAUGAAGAGGCCAUUAUUAAAGGUAAACUAAAUGGAAUCCUUUUUUCCCUACAUAUUAGGAAAGAUUUAGAAGCUCCUAGUGCAGUUUUAGAAUAUUAUUUCAGAUUAAUACUAGAUUAUAGGCCUACCGAUGCAUUUCAAGGGUGUAUUUUAUAUGUAAUAAAGUCCACUCAAUUCCUAAUAAAUUACUUAUUACUAUCUGACGAUGUUAACUUUUUAGAAGUAAAUUAUAGAGGAAUUAUUGAGAUUUUCAACAAUUUUGAUCAAAAUAGAAUACAAAUCUUUUCUAGAACACUGGACGUUUUAAUCUCGAAUUCAAACCCAGAUCAAAACCAAAGCCAAAUCCAAGACCAGGUAGAGUAUUUAGCUUGCAUUAAAACCAUCCCAAUUUACUUCUUUUUAGCUUUCUUCCUGAUAAAAUAUCCGGAACAAAAUACUAUCCAAAAAAUUCUCUUGGAUAUCAUCACUUCAAUAUGCGACAGUAAUUCACUAGAAUUCGAGCAUAAAAAGCAAUCAAUUAUACACAUAAUUAAUUUAAUAUUAUAUUCAUGCAAAAACACAUCAUCUGGCGGGACAUUUGACAUGUCAGUAAUGGAUUUAUUAUUGGAAAUAUUUAAUUUAGAAGUAUGGAAAUACUUGGAUAGGCCCAAAACUUUGGAAGCUUUAAAUUUGUUGGAUGAAAUUAUAAGAGAUUUGACAAAAAGACUAAGAUUGGGUGAUUGUUCAAAAAACGAGUUUGAGGCAAUUUCAGGAUUAUACAAGUUGCAGAGCAUAUUACUGGUAGGUACUAGUGACAGCUUCAAAAACAGAGAUGAAAAGAGAGGUAAGGAGACUUAUAGUGAAUAUGGAGAGAAACCAAGUGAGAAUAGUUGGAAGUCUAGGCUGAUAAAUAACUAUUUGACUUUAAAUGAAAAGGACAAAAGAAUAAGAAAUGUUGGAAAUACUUGUUAUUUAAAUUCUACAAUUCAAUGCCUGGCAUUGAGUUACUAUUUCUUGGAAUGGCUUCAUGAAUACAUGAGAAACAAUUUCUCAAAACCAAAUAAAUUAAUCCUUUAUCUUUUUGAAUCUCUGAGUUAUUUAUUGGAACCGAUAAAAAAAGAUCGAAAAUAUGACAUAAUUGGGAAACUUUACAAUAAUGAUGAUGCUAAGUCAAUAGAUAUAAGGUUUAUUAGAGAGAUCUCAGACCAGUUCAGUUUCGGAAAACAACAUGAUGCUUGCGAAUUUUUAAGAUAUUUAUUAACAAAUAUUGAUGAUGAUUGCUUACCUUUUAUGAUGACAACAGAAGAUUUUGUUGAAUGCUUGUCUUGUGGAGUAAUCCAAUCUAAAGAAAGUUAUUCAUUGUCCAUAAUUGAUUUGUACGUUUUUAAUAACACCCCAUUUGGAUCAUCUAACAGAGAAAGUUUUAACCUAAAUAAUGACACAAUAACUUUAGAUUCUCUAAUUAAAAGUUACUUUUCAGCAGAAAAAAUUCCAAACUCUCUUGAUUGUGACCAUUGUCAACAAAAAAGUGCUUCCAAAAGGUGGAUUUCAUUAAAGAAUCCCUCCAAGUACGUUGUUUUGGCAAUUCAUAACUACUAUUGGGACCGAAAACUAAAUAAAGCUAUAAAACAAACACAACUUAAAAUAAAGUUUAAUGAUUUCUUCAUACUAAAUAAUCACAAAUACAUCAUUUAUGCUCUAGUUUUUCACAAAGGAGAAUCUACAUCCUCUGGACAUUACUUUGCUAUAGGAAGGAAACACUUUUAUGAUAAUUAUAAACAAAAAAAUCCGAAUUGGUUUAAUUAUAAUGACAGCAUUGUAUCAAACAUUGAGUCAUUCUAUCAGGUUCAAAAAUCUAGUGAAAAUCCUUUUCUUAUUUUUGCUUUGCUAGCGGAUAAUUAA
Messenger RNA from Cryptosporidium ubiquitum, 2727 nucleotides. RefSeq names its product ubiqutin C-terminal hydrolase of the cysteine proteinase fold. Gene Ontology annotation, biological process: protein deubiquitination. The record is from RefSeq and is a predicted model, not a curated record. The transcript has a single exon. The coding region runs from base 1 to 2727 and encodes 908 amino acids. Gene Ontology annotation, molecular function: cysteine-type deubiquitinase activity. NCBI's taxonomy places the organism in Eukaryota, Apicomplexa, Conoidasida, Eucoccidiorida, Cryptosporidiidae.